This is a messenger RNA of Paramecium tetraurelia, 2001 nucleotides long. RefSeq lists its product as uncharacterized. The record is from RefSeq and is a predicted model, not a curated record. Gene Ontology annotation, molecular function: protein binding. Lineage: Eukaryota; Ciliophora; Oligohymenophorea; Peniculida; Parameciidae. The transcript has 5 exons.
AUGGACAGCUACAGUCCCAAAGUAGAUUCUCUUUCUUAUCACACGAACACAAGAAUGGACAUAACAACUCUAUUCGAAAAAUAUAAAAAGACUCACAAUAAAUUAAGUCCACUUCCUUUGAAUCAGUUUUAUCCCAUGGCAAUAAAUGAGAAUUGCGACUUGCUUCAAAUGUAACCAGAUAGUGAUGUUCAAAACUUUGUUUCAUUUAGAGAACUAAAUUAAGGGGCGGUUUCAGAAUUAAAACGAUCAUUGUAAUAAUCAAAAAUGGUUUGGAAUAAUUACAGUAAAUAUCUGUUUGGAGAGGCAUCCUUGGAUGAAGUAGAAAUGGAAAGUGUCGAUCAAUAAAAAUCUUAUACAUCUCGAAAAUUGCAAUUGCUUCAUAAUAGAGAGACUUUCCAUAAAAUGAGGAAACAAUACAAACAAUAUGAGGAAGACUAAAUGAACCAAGUUAAAUAAGCAUUAAAAAAGAUUCACUCAUAAACUAAUGGAAUUAAGGUCUAUCCAUCCUUAGCAUAUUAAGAUUAACAAAAGUUGGAACUGCUUAGAAAAUAAGUAAGAUUGGGCGGGGCUUAAUAAUUAUAAGAAAGAAAUGCUGAUGCUUAACAAUUAUAAAAAAGAAUACUCGAGUCAUAAGUGGCAUUAAGUUAAAUUAAAAAGCAAUUUGCUUAUGCUUAUAAUUUCGACUACAACUUCUGGGGUCCUUGUUCAAGAGAUGGAAGUUCGAUGGUCACUUAUGAUAGAAAACUCUAUUUGUACGGAGGAAGAUUUGUGUGUGGCCAUAAGUUUUAUAAGUGGGGUCCUCAAAAAUUAGAUGAAAAAUCUAUUCAUGGAUACAGAGUUCAUCAUACUGCUGGAAUCUAUAAGAACUUUAUGAUUCUGUUUGGAGGAGAAAUUCAUGUUGAACAAUCUAAUCACAAAUUAGUUAGUGAAUGCACCAGUGAUGUCAAGACAAUCUCAUUGACAUCCUUUGAUAUCAAAUUGAUCAAAUAACCUGGAACUAUUCCUGCAAGAAAAUGUCAUAUUGGUGAAAUAGUUGGAAGAUAUUUAAUAAUUUUUGGAGGAAUAGAUAAUAGAGGUAAUUAUAUGAAAGAUUUACUUUGUUAUGACAUUCCACAAUCUAAAUGGGUCCAAUUGAAUGUAGACCCAUUUGAUUUGUAUGCCAAUGGAAUUGCUUUUCAUAAAUCUUGCUUAGUCACACAGAAUAAAUUUUGUGAUAUUUAUAGACAAGACCCUGAUCUUAAGUUUUCAAAUUAAGGAAUUUAUGUAUUCGGAGGUCAAGAUAAAUUUGGAGAUUAUUUAGAUACCUUUAUUCGUAUUGAUGUGUAUUAAAAACCUAUUCGUAUUGAGCAAGUUGAGUGCAAAGGAAUCAGUCCUAUUGCUAGAUGUCAGCAUUCCAUGAAUUAUAAUGAAGCUUUGAGUUCUAUCGUUGUAUAUGGUGGAAAAAAUGACGACAAUACUUUUGAAGGAUUCUUAAAUGAUUUGUACUUGUUCGAUGUGAAGAACUCCUCUUGGAUUCAACUAGAAUUAAAAGGAGCUUAAAUGCCUGGAAGAUGUGGCCAUUCCUCUUCCUGUAUCGAUACUAAAAUUUUCAUUUUUGGCGGAUAUAAUUAUAAUGGGUUUGUCAAAAGUGAUAUCUUAGUAGUUGAAUUAGACUCGAAUGUUUCACAUUAAUUAAUCUAAUCUGAUAAAGUUAAUGAAGAAAAACCAAGAAACUCAAAAAUUAGAGUGUCUUUUCAUUAAAUUCCAGAAAAAAGAAAAACUAUUGAUAAAACCAACGAAAGGAAAAAAGAAAUUGAAAAAUUAAACUUUAAAAAUUCUCAUUCUUUCUUACCUAUGCCUAGACGAGUCACAAUGCUCAUAAAUGCUAUGAGGUUUGGAUAAGAACCCAAAGCAAAUACUGAAGGUUCAGGAUCCAACUCAAAUAAAAAUUCACCCAAAGAUGGUACAAGAAGACCUCAUCGUAAUAUGACUCUGAUAGUUGAAGGCAAACAAGAAAAAUGA